UGAGCCAAGCUCAAGCCCUUGGAGGGCCCAGGUGGUUGUUGUUCGGACUGGGCAGAAAAAUAGGAUGGUGGUGGACUAUAGUCAAACCAUCAAUAGGUUUACGCGUACCCCCUACCCCGCAUCACGGAUAUGGUCAACCAGAUUGCUCAGUACAAGGUGUACUCGACAAUAGAUCUGAAAUCCGCUUAUCACCAGCUCCCCAUCUGCCCAGAGGACCGCCCCUACACUGCCUUCGAGGCGGGCGGCAGGCUCUAUCACUUCCUGCGCGUCCCUUUCGGUGUCAUGAAUGGUGUCUCUGUCUUCCAGAGGGAAAUGGACCGGAUGGUGGACCAGUACCAACUGCAGGCCACAUUUCCCUAUCUGGAUAACAUCACCAUCUGUGGUCACGACAGGCCUGAUCACGACGCCAACCUCCAACGAUUUCUCCAAGUGGCCGCAGCUCUGAACCUUACUUAUAACAGGGACAAGUGUGUGUUUGGAACCACCCGCCUUGCUAUACUUGGGUAUGUCGUGGAAAACGGGGUUAUUGGCCCUGAUCCCGAACGUAUGCGCCCCCUGUUAGAACUCCCUCUUCCCACCACUCUCAAGGCCCUCAGACGGUGCCUGGGUUUUUUUUCCUAUUACGCCCAAUGGGUCCCCCAUUACGCAGACAAGGCACGCCCCCUGGUCAAGUCUACCUCGUUUCCCCUCUCUGCUGAGGCCCGCGCGGCCUUCAGCUGCAUUAAAGAGGACAUUGCCAAAGCUACGAUGCAUGCCGUGGACGAGACCGCUCCCUUCCAAGUGGGGUGUGAUGCCUCCGAUUUUGCUCUGGCUGCUACCCUCAAUCAGGAAGGCAGACCAGUAGCAUUCUUUUCUCGCACCCUCCAAGGCUCCGAAAUUCGGCACUCCGCGGUGGAGAAAGAAGCCCAGGCCAUAGUGGAGGCUGUUAGGCACUGGAGGCACUAUCUUGCUGGCAAAAGGUUCACCUUGCUGACUGACCAGCGCUUGGUUGCGUUCAUGUUCAGCAACCAACAGCGGGGCAAAAUCAAAAAUGAUAAGAUUCUGCGGUGGAGGAUAGAACUCUCCACCUACACCUAUGAUAUCCUGUACCGGCCUGGCAGACUCAAUGAGCCCCCUGAUGCCCUAUCCCGGGGAACAUGUGCUAGCACACAGCUCGACCAGCUGUACACCCUUCAUGCACAACUUUGCCAUCCGGGGGUCACCCGAUUUUACCAUUUUGUGAAAGCUCGGAACCUGCCAUACUCCCUGGAGGACAUCAGGACGAUGACCAGGGACUGCCAAAUUUGCGCUGACUGCAAACCGCACUUCUACCGUCCUGACACGGCACAACUUGUCAAGGCCACCCGCCCUUUUGAACGACUGAGUGUUGACUUUAAGGGCCCCCUUCCCUCCACUGACCGCAAUGUCUAUUUUCUCAGUGUUAUCGACGAGAACUCACGGUUCCCCUUUGCCAUCCCCUGCCCCGACACCACUGCCACGUCCGUCAUAAAAGCCCUGCGCCAGCUCUUCACUCUGUUCGGGUAUCCCUGCUAUAUCCACAGCGAUAGAGGGUCCUCCUUUAUGAGUGAGGAGCUGCGCCAGUACUUGCUAGCUAGGGGCAUUGCUACCAGUCGGACCACGAGUUAUAAUCCCCGGGGUAAUGGCCAGGUGGAGCGGGAGAAUGUCACAGUGUGGAAGGCCACACUUUUAGCCCUUAAUUCAAAAGGGUUGCCGGUCUCUCGAUGGCAGGAGGUCCUCCCUGAGGCAUUGCACUCUAUCCGCUCUCUGUUAUGUACGUCCACCAAUGCCACCCCUCACGAACGCCUAUUCUCUUUUCCCAGGAAGUCUGUCACUGGGACCACCCUACCAGUUUGGCUGAAGUCCCCGGGGCCAGUGCUGCUCCGGAAACAUGUGAGGAGCAAUAAAUACUCCCCGCUGGUCGAGAGGGUUCACCUUCUACAUGCGAACCCCCAGUAUGCCUACGUGGUCUUACCUGAUGGGCGGGAGGACACGGUCUCCAUCCGCGACCUGGCACCCGCAGGUGCAGCAGACCACUACCCUGAAGGCUCUCCGGUAACUAUGAACCCUGCACCAGAGGUGACACCGUACUCACCAGGCCCUACACAGACUCCUCACGACACUUGUAUACCGGGCGUUUCGUACGCAUUUAUACCAGGCGCCUCACACAUGCGUGAGGGAUCACCGGCGCCUAGUGGGCAGGAACAAACGCAACCUCCGUCCCCUGUGCAAUCACUAAUGUCGCCGGCAUCCAUGCGAUCACAGCCGGUGCUACGUAGAUCGCAGCGACAGAUUCGACCACCUGAUAGACUUGACUUGUAAGAAACUUCGCCACAUGGGGACUCUUUUAAACAAAGGGGGGGCGAAUGUGGUGAACUACGUGUGCCUGUCUGGACAUGCCCCCUGCUGACUGCUCCUGUGGCUCCUCCCACAGGCCCCUGUAUAAAGGCGAUCUGAGGCCUAUGCUCGGCCUCAGUCUCCAGGACGUAGUAUGAUGGACACUCACUCCUGGUUCCUUCUUCCAGUCAAUAAAAGCCGAUAUCUCGCCUUACGUCUCAGUGUGAGUUAUUGAUGGUGCAUCAAUGUCAUUAGGCAAGUUUUCACUUGCAAUGGAUUUUAAGAGCCGUGAAGUAAUGUUGGAGUGUUAUCAAACUCUGGCGAGAUCACACAUUUGAAUGACAAGAAUGUGCACUUUGACCCAAGUGCUGAGAGAGAGCAGCCCACUGAAGCUAAUCCACAUUUCACUAACUUUUAAUAGGAACUGUGCAGAAAUAAAAAGGGGAAAAAAAACAAGAAAUGCUAGACCAACAAGACCAUUAACUAGAACUUUCAAACCAAAGCUUACGUUAACAAAGCAGCUCAGCUGAGGUAGCUUAAUACUAAAUAAAAGACUCUCCUUAACAGUGACAGUCUAAAUGGAAGUCUUCUUUCUUGGAACAGUACAACGGUAAGCAGGAAGUGUUGACUUUGCUCUGCUUUUGGUCGAAGGCCUGACAAAACUAAAACAAGACGAAGGGAGUUCACUAGCACAACACUGGAAUACUGAUCGACUGGAACGUGCAUUCGCAGGAGUGUGAUUACCGAAGCCAUUCUGCAGCCCGCCUGUGAGGGCACCCAGAUUCUGUGGUUGUGACAGGACCCCCUCCCUAGGCAUCCAUUGGUACCAGAGACCUGUGCCUGCUGAAAGUUGCAGAUGAGAGACUUGUCCAGGAAGUCAUGGGCCAGAACCCAAGAGCAUUCUUCAGGGCUAUACCACUCGCAAUCCAUGAGAUAAUGGGCACUUCCCUGCACCCAGCAGGAUGCCAGGAGUCACUAGACAGAAUAGGCCAGGGACCUAUGUACCAAGCUGCGAGGAGGGGGAGGUGAGUGACUGGAACAAAGGAGGAGGUAGUCAUUGCCUUGAGCUGGAACACCAGAUGAACCUUUUUUUUAUGAUGGUAAACGCCAUCUAUAUGAGAACUUGUUGAUAGUCUUUUUCACUACAAAUGGAAAAGAGUGGAGCCAACCUGCAGCUCUCGACUUUCAAGCGAAUGUCCUUUGAUGCCUGCCAGACUUUCUCCCCUGCCUUGAGAGACGAAGCUGAUCAGCUCUCGGCCCUGUUGUUUCUGAGCACGUAGCAGAGAAGCUCUGGCCUGUCUCCACGUGCACUUGGAGCAUUAGAUCAACAGUUCAGAUCAGUAACUCCCAUGUCAAUUGCUUGGUCAGGGAAGAGUGGUGGCUGGAAUUGCUUUUGGCAUUUAAAGCGGUACAUGCCGGUGGAUGACAACUGUAGGUAAUUGUGGACAAUCUUUGCCCAAACCAGUUGGGAGCUCCAGGUUGGAAGAAACAGGGUUGUUUCCAGCUCCUGAUUCACUCUCUCAGUCUGGCUUUUAGAUUGGGGGUGGAAACCAGAUGAGAGACUGGUUGUGGCUCCUACAAGAGAACAGACGGCCUUCCCAAAAUGGGAUGUGAAUGAUCAGAUGCUAUUUCCUGAGGGAAGAUGUGCAGCCUGAACAUGCGCUGAAUCAUUAGGAUGGCAGUCUCACGGGCCAACGGAAAAUAGGUGGCUACCAAAGUCAUCUCUUGAUAAAGUCCAAGGUCCAUUGAAUUCCUGGCUGUCCAACCAGACCGGAGGAAUGAGCCCAUUCCAACAUACAGCUGGUUAGGAGGAUCCCACCUGAUCCUGCAUCUGACUGUUGGGUUUCUGUCACCUCCACCUUUAUUCAACAAAUCACUGGAGCAGCAAUACACCAGCAAAGAGAGAAGGGCUCCAGGUUGACUUUGUCUUCUGACACGUCAAACUGCCAGGAGAGAGCAUCGGCCUUGGUAUUCUUGGUAGGCGAGGAUGAAGUUAAAACCGAUGAUCAGGAGAGCCCGACGAGCUUGACGGGAGUUGAGACUUUGGCCGGUUACCAGUGAUCCCUGAUGUGCCUGAGUAAUGACCUUGCGUGUAUUCAAGUUCAACAGUGAGCGUGACAGGGAAUGAAGAAGGCUCAUAUUGUUUCCUUGCAGCCCGGUGGUUGGGGACCAGCACAUGGCGGGGGAGCUACACACAUGCACACUGAGCAGAAAGAAUGGAACUAAAACCCCACAACCCGGAAACAAUCUCUCAACAGUAUUUGUGUAUUUAUUUAUUUUUCUUUUUUUUUCAGGAUCUACUGGGAAAGUCUUAAAGAGCGACCAGUUGAUCACGAUCGACAGCACUUGGGCCAUAACGCACAUUCUUGUCAGCAGAUCUCAUCUGAAGAAAAUGGACCCAGCAGAGGGAGCUCAUCUAACCUCGGUCCUGGCCUUUACUGGGCCCUUCCGGACCUUCAACCCGCGUCGCCCAGCAUCCCACUGAUUUAACCCUGGCAUCAUCACAGGACAAUUUGCAAUGACCAGUUAACCUGUGGGUGGAAACUGGAGCACCUGGAGGAAACCUAUGCGCACACAAGCAGAAACCUACUACUGAUUUUACUUUAUCCUCCACAAACCUUAGCUUGGAUUGGGCUUGUCAUUCUGAGAGUAUCUGUCAUACUGAUAUAGUCACUUCUCCCAAUACAGCUUCAACUGACUGUGUGGGCCUAUUCCGUGCUGUUUCUCAAAGUAAAUAAAAACAAAAAUCAAUAAAAUAGUUCACUUUAACCGGAACUGUGCAGAAAUAAAGGACAAAUCAGUAAAUGCUAGGCCAACAGGGCUGUUAACUAGAACUUUCAAAUUAAAGCUAAUGCUGACACAGCAGCUUGGCAGUAGUAGCUUAAUA
Molecule: messenger RNA, 5221 nt
Organism: Hypanus sabinus (Atlantic stingray)
Lineage: Eukaryota; Metazoa; Chordata; Chondrichthyes; Myliobatiformes; Dasyatidae
Exons: 2
Coding region: 130-2319 (729 amino acids)
Biological process (GO): DNA integration
Molecular function (GO): nucleic acid binding
Source: RefSeq, a predicted model, not a curated record